Ictalurus furcatus (blue catfish) is the source of this 2639-nucleotide messenger RNA. It is a transcript of the gene spice1, whose product is annotated as spindle and centriole associated protein 1. Gene Ontology annotation, biological process: metaphase chromosome alignment; regulation of centriole replication; mitotic spindle assembly. The record is from RefSeq and is a predicted model, not a curated record. The coding region runs from base 441 to 2561 and encodes 706 amino acids. Gene Ontology annotation, cellular component: spindle; centriole; centrosome. NCBI's taxonomy places the organism in Eukaryota, Metazoa, Chordata, Actinopteri, Siluriformes, Ictaluridae. The transcript is spliced from 17 exons.
GCUAACGUUGUUAACGAGUGGCCGUUUAAGACUUUUGUUUUGAAGCGCGCGCUGAUUGGCGGUGGUUUUAAAAAAUAUCUGUUGCGUUUUUCACCGUCAGUUCAUAGCAACAAAACACAACCGACUGCCUUUUAGUUUAUAUCCGGAGAAGUAAAUAUACACUUCAGUAACUACUACCAGACUUUAGCUUUCUUUAUUUUGUCUGUAGUGCGUUAGGUACAUUUAUAGCUAAUCUGAGUUUUUUUUUUUUUAAGUAACAAACUCUUUAGCACAGUUAGCUAGCUCUCGUGCUUCUUGUUCAUUUUCUUAGAUUUGGUCGCUAAAAUAACGCUUUUAAAUUGUUGUAAAAUAAUUUUACGUCUUUUCUAAUCUUUCGAUAUGGAAAAACGUGUUGCUAUAUAGGUAUAAAGUGUUAUUAAGGUGUUGGUGUUGACUGUGUUAUGCUUUUAUGUUGUAAAGGGAUGUCUUUUGUGAGGAUUAACCGAAGACCAGUGCGAACGAAGAAAGUGUCAGUUCCCAAGAAAGAGUGGGUGAGCACAGUUAAUGACCUGUCAGUGCACAAGUCUACAGCUGAGGAACUGUCCAGGCGUCACGACAUUCAUCGAUCUCGCAACAGAGCUGCUGCACAGUGGGAGCUGAGUGAAAAAUCGCUGAAGAAGAGAAAGUCCCGGCCGACCAGCCCUCCUGGAUUAGACCAGACCAGACUGCGAUUAUUCAGAGAGGUGUUCUCGGAUCACUGUGAGCUGCAGGACGUUCUUGCGCGGUCUGAUAGAGCGCUGGCGUUGGUGAAAGAUCUGUUUGGCGACGCGCCUCGCAGACAGAAAGGUUUUCCGAGCGUCACCGUGGCGCCUGACUGCGGGUCGGAUUCUGAACUUCCUGUGCUGCAGAAACCGGAUCCGCCAACGCAGCUGUCACUGCUCAGCCAGUCGAUGAUGGACCAGCAGGCUUUAAAUGAAGUGGAUGAUUCUGCAGCAGAGCAUUGGGAAGAUCUUCAGGAUGUCUCAGUCAGCUUUGACACUGAAAUGAGCAGGCUGAAGAGAAAAACGUGUAAAGCAAAGCCUCCUGUUUGGACAACAAUUCGGCAGCCACUGCAGCAGAACAUGCCUCAGACUCCCUGUAACGCAACAGGCUCUGAGGAUCAUGCAGCUCUGAACGCAACCCUGGCCGUGCAGCGUCUAAAGUCGAGGCAGUGUCAGUCCGAGGCCGAGCAGUCCACCGCUCUGGUCAAUCAGGUCCUCAAUCCUGAACCGUCUCCCACUCGUUCAGGUGGUAAGAGCAGGUCUUUCAGAACCACCAGAGGGCGCUCACCUGAAGCCUCAGGCUUUAGUUCUCAGAGUGCCAAUCAGUCGAGCCUGGAGCUGUUGCAGGACAUGCUGGCUCAGGUGGAGACCGAUCUGGCCUGCUUGGAGACGCAGGAGCUUUUCGGACCCUCGGAGCGACCCGAGCUUCAGCACGGCCGCGGCCUUACUGGCUUCUCCGCGGCUCUCGUCGGUACUCUAGGACGCAUCGUCGGUCAUCUGAGACGAAGUGACGAGGAGGCGCAAAAAGAGGCGCGGGUGAGGAGGAGGAUGGAAGAGGCGCUGAAGGAGCAGAGAAGCCUGAUUGACGCCCUCACAGCGGAGUGUCUCGCACUGAGAGAGGAAAGCGCCGCCCUACAGGCGAUUCUGCAGGAGCGGAUAGCUGAACUCGAACAGCGAUUGGACAUGGUCAUCCUCGCAAUGGGAGAGCUGGGAAAAGACGGCAACUCACAGGGCGAGGAGAAAAACACACCAGGUGGAGACCUCCAGCCUAUAACUGCUGAGAGAGACCAAGAGGAUUCAUCCCUGAUCUCUCCUGCUGUGCUCCUCUCUCCUCCACACCAGAGAGAGAGCAGAAAGCCGUCUACAGCACGCACCCGAUCUUCGCUUCACUUCGAGGGCUCUCACACACCAGGCAGCGGGUCACCGGGAGAGUCGGAUAACUCCUGCGCUCCGUCCUCGUUCGCCAGCCUGCCUGAGAGCGUCCUGCCUCGUCCCGCCCUGCUGCUGAACCAGCUAUCCCAGGAUGCUGUACUGGAGCAGAUAGCCGAGUUAACCCGUCAGAACGCUGCGAUCCAGGCUCAGCUGGCGCACAACCAUGCCUCGCCUACACAAUGCUUAGACAGAUGUGCGUCGCCCCCUGCUGGACCCCAGCCCACACAACAGCGUGUGGGUGUGGAUGAUUCCUCAGUGAGGCUCAUGGAGGACAGACUUGAGGAGCUGAACAGACAGAGUGCAGCAGCCAGGGCGAAACUGCUGGAGCUUAUCGAGCAGCAGAGACAGACCACAUCUCACAGCGCCUCUCCUUCCAUCUCCCCCAUACCCCCACACUCCACCAGCCCUCACACAGUCGUCGGAAGGCGGACUCCUGAAGCGUGCGCGUCCGUACCUGAAAGGGCCCAGACCUCUCACGCCAGGACAAACAGCAGAAGGUCAGCCGACACGGUUUCUCCACAAAAUGUAGAGGGAAGAAAAAAGCAGUCUGCUGAUACACAGGUGGAUAAACUGAAAGAAGGCUGGUUCGCACUUUCUGCUCACGUCUGAUAGCUCGACUGACUGGAGGACUGCCGCGACGCUACAGUUACACUACCUGCAUUCGUUAAUUCUUGUGUCCUUGGCUGU